UGCCCCAGGCUCUGUCCCUUCCCCUCGCCCGCUCCCAGCGCCCCUACGGGUGCCUCACCCCGGCAGUCCCUCGCCAGCCGCCAGGCCACUGGGCCGUGGCGGCCUCACGCCCUGGCGCUCCCCCGGGGGCCGGCCCGAGCUCCCUGGAGUGGGCGGGGGGGGGGAGCCUGGCAGGGCCCCGCUAGUUUGCUGCUACUAAUCGUCUCCGAGCCGCCAGAGCUAACGCAGGUUUUUAGCCCGUUUUUUGGUAAAGAUGGCAGCCAACAAUGCAGUGCUGAACAGACUGGAGCAGAAGGGUGCAGAGGCUGAUCAAGUCAUUGAGUACCUCAAGCAACAAGUUGCUCUGCUCAAGGAAAAAGCUAUCUUGCAGGCAUCUCUCCGCGAAGAGAAAAAGCUCCGUGUGGAAAAUGCUAAACUGAAGAAGGAAAUUGAAGGGCUGAAACAGGAGCUGAUUCAGGCAGAAAUCCGAAAUGGAGUAAAGCAGAUUGCAGUUCCUCCUGGUACAACCAUUUCUACAGCUUCAUUUUCAAAUGAUGUUCCACAACCUGCAGCAGUUGUAUCAUCUCCUGGUUCCAAAGAUCAAAUUAGAGGUGAAGAUGAAGAAAAGAAAAAGAAAGAAAAAGUAGAAAAAAAAGGUGAAAAGAAGGAGAAGAAACAGCAACCAGCUGCUGGAAGUAGUGAUGCGAAACCUGUAGAUGUUUCUCGUCUGGAUCUUCGUGUUGGCUGCAUUAUCACUGCUGAAAAGCAUCCGGAUGCAGACACUCUGUAUGUUGAACAAGUGGAUGUUGGUGAAGGAAGCCCGAGGACUGUUGUCAGUGGUUUAGUGAAGCAUGUUCCUCUGGAAAAGAUGCAGAAUCGGAUGGCAAUACUACUCUGUAACUUGAAGCCUGCAAAAAUGAGAGGAGUAGUAUCGCAAGCAAUGGUGAUGUGUGCCAGCUCCCCAGAAAAGGUGGAAAUUCUAGCACCCCCCCCUGGAGCAGUACCUGGGGACAGAAUCACUUUUGAAGGUUUUCCUGAAACCCUUCUAAAGAAAUAUUUUCUGGGAAGAAGGAAUGCAGUGAGGAGAAGGCAUAGGAAAAUGCACAGCCUAAAGCUCUGGUAGUAUUUAAAAUUGAUGCCUUUGCUAAUCUAAUAUGAGUUCACCACAGAUCCCAAGGGAGCUUGAUGCAGGAUUCCAAAGAAAUUUAUUAACAUCCAAAGUGUGUUUUUUAUAAUAAAAGUCAGGGGUUUUUCUUAAUGAAAAAAACCCCAUGUGCUUUUUUUAUAUUUGAAGAGGGGAAAGAAAAUGCACAGUGGAUCACUUAGCAUUCUGUUUAAUGAUUUUGUAUGCAUUCACUUUGAUCUAAACCCACGUCUGCUUUGUUCAUGAACUUGAGCAUUGAGCAGGAUUUUUAUUUUUGUGAAAAUGCACAAUUAGCUCUAAGUGUUUAAUAAUUUUUAUUUA
Messenger RNA from Pipra filicauda (Wire-tailed manakin), 1444 nucleotides. It is a transcript of the gene AIMP1, whose product is annotated as aminoacyl tRNA synthetase complex interacting multifunctional protein 1. Gene Ontology annotation, molecular function: tRNA binding. The transcript has 7 exons. The record is from RefSeq and is a predicted model, not a curated record. NCBI's taxonomy places the organism in Eukaryota, Metazoa, Chordata, Aves, Passeriformes, Pipridae. Bases 254 to 1102 code for a protein of 282 amino acids.